Molecule: messenger RNA, 1852 nt
Organism: Planococcus citri (citrus mealybug)
Lineage: Eukaryota; Metazoa; Arthropoda; Insecta; Hemiptera; Pseudococcidae
Exons: 8
Coding region: 70-1653 (527 amino acids)
Source: RefSeq, a predicted model, not a curated record
CUCUUCCUUAUGAAAAGAGUAUUCACUUAUUACAGUGUUAUACUCUAAUUGCAAUUCGCAGUUGUGAAAAUGAAUAAUACUACGGGUGUGUUUUAUUAUAGCAGCUGUGCGCUGAUUUUAAUAACCUUCGUCUCAUAUUUCGCAGUUUCUUAUUCUUCGCCUGCUGUACUGGAUGGAUCAAAGAAUGUGUUAUCUAAUAAUACUGAUGGUUCCUGUGUCAAACUUCGGUCAGCACCAGACAAAUCGAUUACAUACAAAUGCAAUGGAGAGUAUUCGGAAUAUUGUACAUUUGGCAGAAUCGUUCCUGAACAUACUGUAGUGAAAAUUUCGUGUAAUCCUGGCUAUUUUUUAUUGAACGGUGAUGGCAAUGAAACCACAUCGGUCUGUAUUGAAAAUAAAUGGAUUCCUACGCAUGUUAGAUGUCACAAAAUGUGUGACAGAUUGUACUCCAAUCAAUUGAAUGUCCAUCUUGAGUGCUUUCAAGGAAACAAAUCUAUUCCAUGCGUAGAUAAUUCAUUGAUAUCUGGCGCGAGAGUUCGUUCUUCUUGUAAAUAUGCGCAUAGAUAUGAAAAUUAUAAGAACACCUAUCAAGAAAUCAACUGUGGAGAAGAUGGGAAAUGGGAUGCUGCGUUGAUUCCUUGCAUUUCAGGUUGCGAGAAAACCCCGGAAAGUCAUUUUGAGGCACCAUGGCACGUUACCAUCCUGUAUGAUUUUGAAAAAUUGCUAGGAUGUUUUGGCACCAUCAUCAGUCCUCGGUUGAUUCUAACAGUGGAAUCCUGUCUAUUCUCAAUCGAUUUUCAGGGAGGAAAUGCUAAUGCAGCAGACUAUUCAGUUAUUGUGGCAAGAUACCCCAUGUACCAUCGAUUAUAUAAGGUAGCUGAAUUUCAAUAUUUCAAUCGAACCAAAUUCUCCUUUAGCAUAAAUCGCAGCCUAAAGCCGAUGAUCGUUGUUUUGAAAGAAGAACUAGAUUUCAAUUCUUUCGUUUCACCAGCUCAUAUUCAGUGGGAAAAUGCAAAAAGAUUGGAUAUGUGGAAUGGGACAGUAAAGGUACCUACACUGCGGCGACUGGAAUCGGGUAUGUUCAGUAGUCAUUUAAUCAAUAUACUUGCUACAAAACCAAUCACUAACAGCGUCAAUUUCUCAAGCCAUAUUGCGUGUAAAGAAAGAUGGGCAUACCCAUACUUUGCCAUUUAUUGGAUACACAAAUUAAGAAAUGAUACUGAAAUAAUCGGAAUCGGUGACACUUUUUUGUACGAUAAAAAUUUUAUGUGCCUAGAGUUUGAGAAUGAUUCAAGACAUAAAAUUGGAAGUGGCGUUGUAGUUGAAGAAAAUAACUGCAAUUUUAUUCGAGGAAUCAUUGGUUUUGACUUCGAUCUAUCAACGUAUAUUUCAGCACUAAAUGAUACUAUUGUAUUCAGUAAAGACCUCCAAGCACUUGCGAAUAAGUGCUCUGAUGAACCGCUUCCACCAAAUUUAUCUACUAAGAGUGAGGAAACUUUGAAAUUCUAUUGUAACAUGAUAAGUGGUAUGGCAAAAACAAUAAACACAAUCGGAAAUGAGCUAGAAAAGCAGCCGAAAAUUGCUGGAUUUAUCGAUAUAGCUGACUAUGUGGGUUGGAUUAAGAAGGUCCGCGAUGAAAUUGAGAAUCAAUAAUAUUAUUUAUGCAAGUAAUGGGAAAUCUGAAAUAGGUAGGCCUACUAUGUUUUCAACUAAGUAUACUGAAGGGUAUGAAAUAAUUAUCUACGUAAAAUUGUUUGUAUGUAUAUAUUGUAUUGUUUGUAGGAAUGUAUUUAUUACCUAUCUGAAUCUUGUAAAUUCGUUUUGUUUUUAAUAAAGAGCGUUUGAAGAAUAA